UCGAAGUGUUCGCAGGUCCCGCUGAUUUGUGAGGUGGCAUGGGUCCGACGAUGAGAGUGUACGAACAGAAAGCACGGUAUCAUAAAGUGUUGCAGAAAACAGAAAGAAAAGAAAGCGUAUCGGAUUCAUCCCCUCCCCUCCCCUCCCCGCGCGGUGCCGGUGGUGUUCUACUAUGCUAUACAAUGACUAAAUAAAAAUAGCUGAAUGGGGUGGCAGUUUCGUAAAACUGCGUUAUUUUUUUCUUGUGGCAAUUUUGAAAUAUUGUAGCGAAAUGAGGUUCAUUAUUUGGGAUUAUGUGGAUAAUGGAAGGAGGGAGGGACUGAGUGGUUGUAUCGUUAGGCGAUGGUGAAGGCACUAGCAGUAGCUUCAUCUUCCCCAGGCAGGAUGAAUUUUAUGCGGAUAAUGCCGUCAAGUUCAAGGCCAAAUUAUUUGUUAAAUUUAAAACUGAAACCCACUGGCGCAGCCCAGUGUGCACCAGCUCCACUUUCACAAGAGGUUGAUGUGGGGAUAAUAUGUGAACCUUGCAAUGGUAGAGGAUGGUUGCUCUGUGAUUUUUGUCAAGGGCAAAAAACCAAUGUUAAAGCUCAAAAUAAUCGCAUUUAUCGUCGCUGUCCUUCUUGUAGAGCCGUUGGAUAUGUUUUGUGUUCAAAGUGCAAAGUUUUCAAAUGUGUGACCUUCCCAAAUUAUGAUGAUGGUGAGGAUUUAGUCCUAUAACUAUCAGCCUAUGUACUCUUGUCGUUGACAUUCAUUGUUUUCAGAAGCUCACAUGCAGGUUUUCUUCUAUUCCUUUGUGUAAUUUUCCUCUCAUGAGAAUCAAGUUUCUCAUAGAGGCAUCAAUGUAAUGGUAAUGUGCAUAUUGAGAGUAAAAAAUUGGUUGAAUACCUCACCAUUCACAUAUAAUUUGUUCCUUUAUCGAUGUAAAGAGAGUUACUGAAUACGAGAGUUGAAAGGCUUUCAUUUUUUGUGGACUUAA
Pistacia vera is the source of this 973-nucleotide messenger RNA. RefSeq lists its product as uncharacterized. The record is from RefSeq and is a predicted model, not a curated record. The transcript is spliced from 3 exons. NCBI's taxonomy places the organism in Eukaryota, Viridiplantae, Streptophyta, Magnoliopsida, Sapindales, Anacardiaceae. The coding region runs from base 343 to 714 and encodes 123 amino acids.